AUGCAGGACAUUUUGGACGACUUGGAGCGUUUGUGCGAAGACGUCGAUGGCUACCUCGAGGAUGAUUCUGACGAAGGCAAUUCGUCAGAAGACUCCUGCGACUCUGAGGAAGACUCGUCCGAGGAGGAAGGUGUCCUCGUCUGGGAAGCCGAUAGUUCCGUCUCGUUCAAGGACAGCGAGAAGGGCCGUACCCUUGUCGAGGUCCCGCGUUCGCAUAUCGCCUUCGAGGACGUUCAGGCUCAGUUCGAGUGUCAGUGGCAACACACUCCUAUGCCUCCCACAAUCCACAAGGUUUACAGGGUCACUUGCAGCAAGCAGCACAUCGCAAGAUUUGAUCGCUACCGGGCUGAAGUGGGGCGGCGUAUCGGAUACGCGGAUGGGAAUGUGAUACGCUGCUGGCACGGGACGGCUCGCGCGUGUCGCGUUGGAGACGACUCAUCGCGACUGACCCCUUGCUCGAGAAGCGACUGUUCGCUCUGUAAUGUCAUGAAGUGGUCGUACGAUCUAUCGUGGUCGGGAAAGCGCCGAUCGUGGGGACGCUUUGGCUCAGGGAUCUAUACGUCCUCUACCUCCUCGAAGGCCUAUGACUACGUCCAAGAACGCGGAGGAUCUAGAUAUAGCGCCUUGCUCCUCAAUGAGGUUGUCGCAGGCAACCCACUGUGCCUGACAGACAACUGCUCAAGCCUCAAACGGCCGCCGUCGGGCUACGACUCCGUUCAAGGUGUACCCGGGACAGAUCUGAACUACGAUGAAUGCGUCGUUUACACGGACGCGGCAAUUAGGCCGGUAUAUCUUGUCCUUUUCAGAUGAACCUCUGCAGACGGCAUGAACUACUUGCUUGAACCCGCCUUUUACUCUCGGACCACUGGGCUAGUCUGUUACUGUAACUUGUGUCUCUUGCGAGCAGGCCUAGCCAACGUAUUUAAUGAUUCUUGUGGGAGCGAGCCUCCUGCGAAUGUAGAUAUUGAGGAGAGCUCAAUAGGUAGCAACCUUGUCGAACCAAUAUU
This is a messenger RNA of Phanerochaete carnosa HHB-10118-sp, 1007 nucleotides long. RefSeq lists its product as uncharacterized. The transcript has 9 exons. Bases 1 to 810 code for a protein of 269 amino acids. Gene Ontology annotation, molecular function: NAD+ poly-ADP-ribosyltransferase activity. Lineage: Eukaryota; Fungi; Basidiomycota; Agaricomycetes; Polyporales; Phanerochaetaceae. The record is from RefSeq and is a predicted model, not a curated record.